AUGUUCUUGGGCAGAGCUUGGAAGAUGCCGCUCAUUACUGUGUCAUCCUAUUUACUCCAUGUCUUUUAUUUCCUCCAGGGCUGUCUCCCAUACGAUGUUGCUUUUAGCCCCGCAAUAUUUUAUCCCUGUGAAAUGCCGAGCCAGCCCUCAAAAUCCGAUGAGCCUAAAAAUUAUUCAGAAACAUGUCUACUUUGUGGCAUAUACAUCUUGACGUUUGACGGGGGAACAAUAAGCCAUGAUCACCUGGAUGUGUUCAAGGAGUCUCAAUGGGAAAUCUAUCGCAAAUCCACGAUUCCUGAGCAUAUUCUCGUGCCAUCCACCGAACUGGAGAAUAAAAUUUUCUCCAAAUUUCCUUGGUUAUCAUCUUGCUAUCAGCGAGGGGAAACAUUCAAAUUUGAAGCUAAACGUAAAUUCAAGCUGUCAGAUAUGCCUAUUCUUCAAUAUAUGAACUCACGGGAAUUGGCCCAGUUGCACGUCUUGGUAAUCAGCCGUACCAGCUUCCAAGAGACAAAAAUACCGGACGAAUUUCUGGACGAGAGGCGAUACCACAGAGCUCACUGGAUGCAAAUAAGUCUUUAUAAACACAAAAAUAUGGGAUAUAUCCUUGGCCAUCUGGUGGGGAAAGAAUUGAUCGAGAAGAGACUUGGUCAAGUUGUUCAGGCUGUGAGGAUGUAUUGGCAAACCCAUAAAGGAUGGGGUGUUACUGACACAGAUACCUUAUUUCGUGCCCAGCUCGACGGGGCUAUAUACGCGAGAUGUGAGAGCUACGUUCGCGGCUGUGAUAUCUUUAGCUUCAAAAUGCAAUCUAACUUGCCCAAAAUACGACUUCCCCUCGAGAUCUCCCUUCAGGUGGCGGAAAUCAUUUGCCCUAUUAUCUACGCUCAAUCCGAUGUGCAGAAUAUGCGUAAUAUGUUAUCUGUGUUUGCAUUGAAUUUACCAGAUGCCUUUUAG
Molecule: messenger RNA, 951 nt
Organism: Penicillium vulpinum
Lineage: Eukaryota; Fungi; Ascomycota; Eurotiomycetes; Eurotiales; Aspergillaceae
Exons: 7
Coding region: 1-951 (316 amino acids)
Source: RefSeq, a predicted model, not a curated record